Messenger RNA from Lathyrus sativus (Indian pea), 2544 nucleotides. The record is from the annotation of a GenBank genome assembly. NCBI's taxonomy places the organism in Eukaryota, Viridiplantae, Streptophyta, Magnoliopsida, Fabales, Fabaceae.
AUGGAAUCUCGUGAUUCGUUACCUUCUUCUUCCCCCUCAACCAACAACCGCGAUGCUCCUUCCGCCGCCGCCGAAGUUGACGACGGCCUUUUCGCUCUCGCCAAAGACGCUGCUAUGCAUUAUCAAUCUGGCAAGUUCGUUGAAUGCCUCGAGGUCAUGAAUCAGCUCCUGCAAAAGAAACCUGAAGAUCCGAAGGUCCUUCAUAAUAUAGCAAUUGCAGAAUUCUUUCGAGAUGGUUGUUCUGAUCCCAAAAAGUUGCUUGAAGUAAUUUACAGCAUCAAGUUCGUUCAGAGAAAAUACGACGAGCAUACCCUGACUUCUGGGGAUCAAGGAGAGCCAGUUAACAACGUCGCAAAUAAAGUCGCUUUUGGAUCCAAAGGAAGCAAUAGCACCGACACAAUGCAUCCAGAUGAAUUUGAAUCUACUGCCGCAGCACUAAAUAUUGCCAUCAUCUGGUUUCAUCUUCAUGACUAUGCAAAGACGGUAUCAGUUUUGGAACCCCUAUUUCAAAGGAUUGAUCCCAUAACUGACUCAACAGCUCUACAUAUUUGUCUUCUGCUGCUUGAUGCUAGCCUCGCCUGCCAUGAUGCAUCAAAAUCAGCUGAUGUGUUGACUUAUCUGGAGAGGCUAUUUAGUGGUACUGCGGGUCAAGGUGACUAUGGGAAUACAGCACAGCCACAAUCUGCAAAUCUAACCUCGAAGUCUGCACCUGUCACUAUUAGUGAAUCUGCUGCUGAUCCAUCCAGUUCUGAUUUAGGGUCAAGUGCUAAUACACCUGAAAAUAAUCUAUCCAGAACUUUGUCUGAAGAUGGGCUUGAUUAUGAAGCCAUGAUUUUGGAUAUGGGUGGACAAAAUUUAACUAGGCCAAUGGGCCCGUCUUCAAAUGUUCUUUCUAGAGCUUUGGUUGACAGGUUUUCUUCUCUUGAUUUAAAGCUUAAGUUGCAACUUUACAAAGUACAGUUUCUAAUUCUUACUAGGAACCUGAAGAUAGCAAAAAGAGAAGUCAAGCUGGCUAUGAACAUUGCACGAGGACGAGAUUCAUCCAGGGCUCUGCUUUUGAAAUCUCAGCUUGAAUAUGCUCGUGGUAACCACCGCAAGGCCAUAAAGCUAUUGAUGGCAUCAAGUAAUAAUAGGACGGACACAGAAUUUUCAAGCAUAUUUAACAACAAUCUUGGGUGCAUUUAUUAUCAGCUUGGGAAAUAUCAGACGUCCUCAAUUUUCUUCUCAAAAGCAUUAACUAAUUGUUCGUCCUUGAGAAAGGAGCAACAAUCAAAGCUGACCACUUUCUCGCAGGAUAUUUCUCUCCUUAUAAUUUAUAAUUGUGGUGUGCAGCACUUGGCUUGUGGAAAGCCAAUUCUUGCAGCUCGAUGUUUUCAGAAGGCAAGCUUAGUCUUCUACAAACAACCUCUCUUGUGGCUUCGACUCUCAGAAUGCUGUCUGAUGGCUUUAGAAAAGGGCCUGAUCAAAUCAUGUCGGGUUCCUUCAGAGAAGUUGGAGGUUGGAGCUUGUGUUGUUGGGUUGGAAAAAUGGAGGCAACUUGUUGUGAAAGAUCAAAUUCCAGGUAAUGGACACUUGGAAUCAUCCAGAGGAAAUGAACGUUUGCCAAGUGAAGACGGGGGGCUGAAGUUAUCGAUGUCCCUUGCUCGGCAGUGUCUCUUGAAUGCUCUUCACUUGCUGGACUCGUACAGUACAAAUCGUUUAAAGUCUGGCUUGCCCUCUAAUUCUUCUGUGGAGAACGAUACAAGUGAAGUGUUGCCUUCAAAGAAUUCAAGUCGUAAAAACUCCCAUGUAAUUGAUCCAAAGGCAUUUUCAGUAGCAGCAGGUUUAGGUCAGAUAAACUCAAAUGGGGACACAAAAGAACAGAAGGGAGGAGCUAGUCAGGAACUCUUUCAGAACUCCUUAUCGUAUUAUGAAGAUGUCUGUAGAAGAGAUAAUCAAUUGGUUAAGCAAGCUGUUCUUGCUAAUUUAGCUUAUGUGGAGCUAGAAUUGGACAAUCCAGUGAAGGCACUUGCAGCUGCAAAAUCUCUCUUUGAACUUCCAGAAUGUUCCAGAAUUUACAUUUUUUUAGGCCAUGUUUAUGCGGCAGAGGCACUUUGCUUACUGAACAGACCAAAGGAAGCUGCUGAGUACUUAUCGUAUUAUUUGUCUGGAGGAAACAAUGUUGACUUGCCAUUCAGCCAAGACGACUGUGAGAAAUUGCAAGUAGAGAGGACUGUUGAAUUUGAAGAGGUAAAUGUUGGAUCCACUGCUGCCAAGAGUUGUUAUCAGGAUACACAAAGUAUUGUUUUCCUCAAGCCAGAGGAGGCACGGGCAACAAUUUAUGCAAACUUUGCUGUAAUGUCUGCAAUGCAGGGUGAAUUUGAGAAAGCCAGUAUGUUGGUUACCCAGGCAUUGUCCAUAUUGCCCAACAGUCCAGAAGCUACACUCACUGCAGUUUAUGUGGAUCUCCUGCUUGGUAAGCAACAGGAAGCUCUAGCCAAACUAAAAAGUUGUAGCCGUAUUAGGUUCCUGCCCAGUGGAAUAACAUUAAAUAAAUCUUCAUGA